CGAACAAGAGCGGAAGUGAAGCAUGAGGGGAAAAAAUAGAUGUUUUGUGUAUGAAGUUAGUGAGCUAACGUUAACUUAUAUUGUCAUUGGAGUAAUACGUUAACGCGAAGGUGAUUUGCUGAAGAAAGCAUUUUCAUUCUGUUUGAUAUCGUCCGAAAUUAUAUAGUUCUCCUGGACUAACGUUAAAUCGCCACUUUCUCUGAGAAGAGGAACAAAGUGUCAGGAUGGAUCCAGCUCUACUGAGGGAGAGGGAGUUGUUCAAGAAAAGAGCUCUGUCCACUCCAGCUGUAGAGAAGAGACACGCUGCCUCAGACUCUGGAUCACACAAGAAGAAGAAGCCCCGAGUUGACAAGGAGAGCUCGUCAGGGUCCAAACACAGUGCUGAGUCUAGUAAUGGAACCUUUAACAUCAAGACAAGCUCUGGUUACAAGUUUGGCUGCCUAGCCAAGAUAGUCAAUUAUAUGAAGACAAGGCAUCAGAAUGGCGAUACACACUUCCUGACCCUAGAUGAGAUUCUGGAUGAGACCAAACUUCUAGACAUCAGCAUGAAACAGAAACAGUGGCUCAUGACUGAGGCGUUGGUCAACAAUCCGAAAAUUGACGUCCGGGACGGGACGUAUGGCUUCAAGCCCAAGUACAACCUGAAGGACAAGAAAGCCUUACUGAGGCUGCUGGACAAACACGACCAGCUGGGCCUGGGAGGUGUGCUGCUGGACGAUGUAGAGGAGGGGCUGCCCAACUCAGCCAAGGCCAUCAAGGCUUUGGGGGAUCAGAUCAUCUUUGUGACACGACCAGAUAAGAAGAAGAUCCUAUUCUACAAUGACAAGCACUGCCAGUUUGUGGUAGAUGAAGAAUUCCAGAAACUGUGGAGGAGCGUCCCAGUUGAUUCCAUGGAUGAAGAGAAGAUUGAAGAGUACCUGAAGAAGCAAGGCAUCUCCUCCAUGCAAGAAACCGGACCAAAGAAAGUGUUACCAGUUCAGAAGCGGAAGAAGCAAUGUGGGCAGAGGAAGAGACACUUCAAGACCCACAACAACCAUUUGGCAGGCGUCCUUGAGGACUAUUCAGAUGGUGUUCCUGCUAAGAAGUGAAAUCCAUUCACUGACUGCGUUUCCUCAGGAGAGAUUUUGUCUGUAAUGAGAAAUGGCUGCAGACCCUGGCCGCAGAAAGACUAUUUCAUGGUUGUCUCUUGUGUCAAAACAAACUAGAUUAUUUUCCUUUCUUUGCACUCCUCUCAGUGACCUUGUAUUACAUGGAGUGAAUAGCAAAUGUGUUGUGGAAUCAUUUUUAGUUUGUUUAUUAAAGAGUAUGGAGACCAGUAAGGACGCUGAAUGCCCUUAACAAAACGACCAUCCUGAGAGGGGGUGCUGUAGCCUUAGUGUUAAAAUGUAAAUGAGGUUGAAGUGUGUACAUACUUAUUUCUUCAUUUUAUUUAGUAUAUUGCAAAGAGGUGGGUGUCCUUUUUUAAUAGCAAUUGCAGAAGACAGGCUUACGUUACGCAGUGUAUCACAUUGAGGUACCUCAUCCAGCAUGAAAUAUCUUGGACAUGACUUCUUGUGGAAUUUAAAAAUAUUUAAAUUCUUUCACUUUGCAGCACCAUGGCUUACUGGUUUAAAAUACAAAAACCUUUUGAACUUAUUUUAAUAAAUUACAGUUACAAGA
Molecule: messenger RNA, 1659 nt
Organism: Micropterus salmoides (largemouth bass)
Lineage: Eukaryota; Metazoa; Chordata; Actinopteri; Centrarchiformes; Centrarchidae
Gene: gtf2e2
Product: general transcription factor IIE, polypeptide 2, beta
Exons: 8
Coding region: 225-1088 (287 amino acids)
Biological process (GO): transcription initiation at RNA polymerase II promoter
Cellular component (GO): transcription factor TFIIE complex
Source: RefSeq, a predicted model, not a curated record